GGUUACAUCAUGUGUUAUUAAACUUUCAUACAUUAAUUUUCAUUAGAUAAUAAAUAAUUCCAAUAUGGUAUCCGAUUGUUAGUACUUAUAAUAUUUUUUACAUACAUUUUUUUUAAUAUGUAGAUCCUAAUCUAUUUAAAUAGCUAUUCGUAGCUACUGAUAAGGAAAUAUAAUGGGGCAAUCGUCGAGUUAUUCGCGUGAACGACGACGAUCCUUACGUCCAUUAAAAUUGUCUACAAUAUAUCCUAAACAAAAGAAAUCCUUAAGUGCAACAUUUGUGGUGUUUGAUCGUGAAUCAUAUAAUGAUAUGAUUAAUAUAAAUACAGCAAGUGAAGAACAAUUAAUGACUCUUCCGUCCAUAACAAGAGAAAUCGCUCAUAAUAUAAUCGAACAUCGUCGUAUUAUUGGUCGAUUUAAACGUGUUGAUGAUUUAGCGUUGGUAUCUGGUAUUGGUGCUGAAAAAUUAUAUAAAUUACGUAGUGAAAUUUAUGUAAAAGAAAAUGUUCCUAAUGGUGAUGUAUCGAAUAGUUUAACAUCGUUAAGCAGUGAUCAUACACAAGAAUAUGUUGAUUUGAAUACAGCGAGUAUUUUUGAACUUCAAACAAUUGUUGGUGUAUCACAGGAAUUAGCUGCAAAUAUUAUUUAUUAUCGUGAUAAAAAAGGUCCAUUCCAUGCGGUCGAUGAUUUAAAAAAAGUGAAAGGUAUCGAUUCAAUUUUAUUUAGCGUGUUAAAAUCGUAUUUGAUUGUGAGUCCAAUUAACGAUUGUGUUUCAACGAAUAAUAAUAGUAUCGAUAAUCAUGAAUAUUGUGAAUUAAGUGAUAAAUAUUUAAAUCAUAAUUUUUUGCAAAAUAAAAAACAAUUAAAUACAUAUAAAAGCACUGAUUGUACAUUAUCACCACCUUUAAACGAUAUUUUUGAUUUAUUAUCGGCAUAUUCACAUAGACCAGUUGUUGAAAAAUUUAAUUAUAUGCGUGAUAAUAAGAAAGCUUUAAGAGUUGCUACAUGGAAUUUACAAGCAUUGUCUAAUGAUAAAGCACAAAAUCCUGGUUUUUUAGAAGUGUUUUGUCGUACAAUUUUAGAAAAUAGAUUUUCAAUAAUUGCAAUACAAGAUAUUAUACACUGUUCUGCCUUAGAGACAAUAUGCAAUGAAUUAAAUAAUUCAAAAUUACGUCGUGUCAUUGAAUGGCAACAAAAAAAUCAUAAAAGCAAAUACGAUUUUAAAUUUAUAUAUCGUGAUCAAUUAGGUUUCAUUUACAUAUCGCAAAAUGACUGUAUGCGUAUAGAUUUUUUAUCAUAUCAAGAAAUAGAGGUACAAUCAGAAGAUGCAAUGGUGUUAAAUGCACGUAUGUGUGUAGAUGAUGUUUGGUUUUUAAAUUUUGUUAACAUUGAAGUAUAUAACUACUCAGGGAAACUAUUAAAAACUGUUAUUAAUUUAUUGGAAUCUGAUGAUGUUGUCAUAUUAGGCGAUUUCACUAGCUGCGUUAAAUUCGAAGAUACAUUAAAUUAUACAUCUGCCCUUCCACUUGACACGAAAACAAAUAGUACGAAGACUGGAAGCAAUUCAACAUUCCUAGAUAAUAUAUUUUUAAGUCGUGAUGUUAGUCAAUCGUUUACAGGUUUUAAAGGACUUGUUACCGAAGGCCUAUCACAUUUAGCGAUACCUCAAGGUUGGACUUGGGGUGGUGUUGCAAGUGAACAUUGCCCUGUGUGGUGUGAAUUAUAUGUCAAAACCGUUGCUAAACAAUUAAAUCAUAUAAUUACGCAAGUAUGAUGACUUCUGUUCCUACUAGUGUAGGAAUGUUAGAUUUAUUUACAGAUGUCUGUACCACGGAGGUUAGUAGAAUAAUGGUAAACUCAAUCCAUAAUUUCUGACAACAAGGUUAAAUUAUUGUGUGCUAUAUAAUUUUUGUUUAAUAGUGGAUUACGUAUGUUUAAAUACGUUUUAAGUUUGCUCCGAUUUGAGAUUAAAUUUAAAAUGGUGGUAGUAUUGAGUCCUGUACUGAAGCGUUAAUUUUCGAUAAUAUUUCCAAUUGUAACUAAUAAGUUUAUAAAUGUUAAUACAUUAAAAGUAUAAAUUUAUAAUUACAGCGUGCUAAAAUGUCAUUGUCUUUUACAAUAAUCAUUUCUUAAAUCAAUCAGUAAUAUAUUGUUGUCUUGGCUAUCACUUUUUUUGCUUUAUCUAUCUUCGUUCCGCUCACUUAUACGUUGUAAGCUUUCUAAGCUCAUUUUAUUAAUAUAAUGUUAUCUUGAUCCAGUGAAGGAAUCGUUUUGACCUUUUGAGAUUGAUUUCAUAUUGGCUAAUCUGCAUCAUUAUAUCAUCCGGAUACGUUCCAAAACUUUCUAGAACAUUCUGGCAUGUUCGUACAUCUUUUUAUCAACGGUACUUUUUCCGUAAUCGUAGAGAAUUUAUUUUUAUUAAAAAACUAAUGUGUUAAGAAAAGAUUUUUAGCCCCCACGCACAGAUAUUGAUUCUAAAUUCUCUAAUUAUCAACGGGAAACCAAAUGCUGCCUAUCACUAUAACCGAGAAUUGGGGCAAUGAUAGUUGUUAACCAUUACUACAUGCUCCACGUGUAAAUAAAAUGAGCGAAUAUAUUCAUUGAAUUUUCGCUGUUUCCAUCAAUUUAUUACAAAUAUAUUUCCUAUUCUCACCCACGCAAAUUCCCAGCACAUACGGAUAAAUACCUGUCUCUUUAUUGGGUAUAUUUUUUAAAUAAAAAAAUGCAUUGUCUCCAAAAAAACCUAAGCACUUUCAUU
Chrysoperla carnea is the source of this 2755-nucleotide messenger RNA. Its product is annotated as endonuclease/exonuclease/phosphatase family domain-containing protein 1-like. The transcript is spliced from 4 exons. The coding region runs from base 173 to 1771 and encodes 532 amino acids. NCBI's taxonomy places the organism in Eukaryota, Metazoa, Arthropoda, Insecta, Neuroptera, Chrysopidae. The record is from RefSeq and is a predicted model, not a curated record.